Messenger RNA from Rhododendron vialii, 1404 nucleotides. RefSeq lists its product as uncharacterized. Gene Ontology annotation, biological process: DNA integration. Lineage: Eukaryota; Viridiplantae; Streptophyta; Magnoliopsida; Ericales; Ericaceae. The coding region runs from base 1 to 1404 and encodes 467 amino acids. Gene Ontology annotation, molecular function: nucleic acid binding; RNA-DNA hybrid ribonuclease activity. The transcript has 4 exons. The record is from RefSeq and is a predicted model, not a curated record.
AUGGCCGCCGCCCUGAAUCGAUUCAUCAGUUGUUCCUCUGACAAAUGCCAGCCAUUUUUCACCCUCCUGAAAGGCAGCCGAAAGAGCUUCAAUUGGACAAAAGACUGUGAUCGAGCCCUCCAGCAGUUGAAGACUUACCUUUCCAUGACCCCACUCCUCGUCACGCCUCGGGAUCAGGAGGACUUGUUCCUAUACCUAGCCGUCUCUCCGCACGCCAUAAGUUCGUCGUGCCGCAUCGUCGUCCUCACAGAAUAUCCUCUUAAAUCUCUCCUUCGGAAGGCGGACAUUUCUAACCGAAUCUCUCAGUGGGCUGUCGAGCUCGCGAACUAUGAAAUUCAUUUCCAGCCUCGGACAGCAAUCAAAGCUCAGGCCCUUGCCGACUUCAUCGCUGAACUCACUCCAAUCGAUCCUCCCGCUUCGGGUCCAGCUCCAAGCACCGAAGCCAUACUCCAGGCAAGCCCAAGCACAGCAUGGAAGCUUUUCAUGGAAAUGUGUGGAAGAUCCUCUAACAACGAGGCUGAGUACGAAGCACUGAUCUCAGGACUCAAGACGGUUGAGGCCCUGGGUAUGGAAGAACUUGUGGUUUACAGUGAUUCCCAAUUAGUAGUCAACCAACUCUCCGAGGAAUACGAAGCUCGGGACGAUCGAAUGCAUACCUACCUUAGCUCUGCUGUUCGACUCAUGAAGAAUUUCAAAGCUAUCCGAGUCGAACAUAUCUUCAGGGAACAUAAUGCCCAUGCCGACGCCUUUACAGGGCUCGCUUCGGCUUGCUCCUCCUUGGGACACCGUUCUAUUUCCUUCAAUUCCGUUGACAAGCCUAGUUUUGAGCUUGAAAUAUUGAACCAAGAGGUACUUAACAUAGAGCUCGGACCGAGCUGGAUGGAUGAAAUCAUUGGUUACCUGCGAGAUGACAUCCUUCCUCCCGACAAGAAGGACGCUCACCGACUCCGCAAUAAAGCCGCUCUCUUCUGGCUCAAUCCGAACGGUAAGCUCUACCAAAGGUCCUUCACCGGCCCGUAUCUACUGGUUGUACACCCCCACCAAGUACAAGGCAUCAUCGAAGAGCUCCAUGCUGGCGAUAGCGGUUGCAACUCCAAUGGACGGUCCCUCGCUCACCGAGCCAUCUCCCAAGGCAAUUGGUGGCCAACAAUGAAGAAGGAUUCUGAAGAAUUUCUCCCCGUUGCUCCGGGAGGAUUCAAGUUCCUCUUAACCGCCACCGACUAUUUCUCGAAAUGGGUCGAAGCUGAGCCCUUUGUAACCAUCGAAGAAACAGACAUCAUUCGUUUCGUUUGGCAAAAUAUCACUUCACACUUCGGGGUCCCCUUCGCCAUCAUCAUGGACAAUGGACGGCAGUUUAUCGGUCAAAAAUACCGAUCCCUAUUAGACGAAUACGACAUCAAAUGA